This is a messenger RNA of Helianthus annuus (common sunflower), 2709 nucleotides long. RefSeq lists its product as uncharacterized. The record is from RefSeq and is a predicted model, not a curated record. The transcript has 4 exons. Bases 1 to 2709 code for a protein of 902 amino acids. Lineage: Eukaryota; Viridiplantae; Streptophyta; Magnoliopsida; Asterales; Asteraceae.
AUGGACAGAUCAUGGAUGUACCUUGCACCAAGAUCAAGUCAAACUUUUGUUAAUGGGGUGCAAACGUUCUUAAAUUUUGCAUUUGAGAGAGCAUGUGUCAAUGGGGGGUUGAUAAAGUGUCCAUGUACAAAUUGCCUAAAUAUGAAAUAUAAGAGUAGACAAACUGUUCUAGGUCACCUUAUAUGUUCAGGCUUCCGACCUGAAUACUUGAAAUGGGUAUAUCAUGGGGAAGGCACAACGGUUGCAUCAACGAGCACAACCCAUAAUGAGGAAGAACAUAUAUUACACCACGAAAUGCAUGAAAUGUUGGAUGAUAUAUUCGUAACAGAAGGUGGAAAUGGAGUCGGGAUGCAUGAGACUGCGUCAAGUAAUAGUGAGGAGACGAAUACCAGAAGAAGUACAUUUGAUGACCUUGUGAACGAAGCUGAAGAAAAGGUGUACCCGAAUUGCAAAUACAACAAGUUAUCUUGUGUGGUGCAUUUGUACCAUUUAAAAUGUCUCAAUGGAUGGAGUAACAAAUCUUUUAAUAUGUUGUUAGAGUUUCUAGAGGAUUUAUUACCGGAAGGAAAUUUGUUACCUAAAACAACACAUCAAGUGAAGAAAAUCAUGGCCAACUUGGGAUUAAGAUAUGAAAAAAUCCAUUCAUGUCCUAAUGGUUGCAUGUUGUUCUGGGAUGAUAAAGAGAAAGAUGAAGUUUGUUCUUUUUGUGGAUCUUCUAGAUGGAAAGUUUAUGAAGUUAGUCCAGAAGAUGAAGAGAGUCCUCCCAAGAAGAAGGCUUCAAAAAUAUUACGGUGGUUUCCUUUAAAGCCUAGACUUCAAAGACUGUUUAUGUCAUCAAAGACAUCUAAUCUUAUGAAGUGGCAUCAUACAGACCGUGUGAGAGAUGGAAAAUUGCGACAUCCAGCAGAUGCCCUAGUUUGGGAAGAUUUUGAUGAAAAGUUUCCUGAAUUUGCUAGUGAUCCCCGUAAUGUUCGUCUAGCUCUUUCAAGUGAUGGCUUCAACCCAUUUAGGAUGAAUGUGCCACAUAGUAUUUGGCCAGUUUUUCUGAUUCCUUACAAUCUGCCACCAUGGUUAGUUAUGAAGCAACCAAAUUUUAUUCUUUCUUUAAUCAUCCCAGGUCCUAAAGGUCCAGGAAACAAGAUAGAUGUGUAUAUGCAACCUUUGAUAAAAGAAUUGAAGGAGUUAUGGGAGGAUGGAGUUUCUACAUUUGAUGCCUCAACGAAACAAUACUUCCAGUUGAAGGCAUCUAUUAUUUCUACCAUAUCCGACUUUCCAGGCUAUGCCAAUCUGUCCGGGUGGAGCACUAAGGGAGCACUUGCAUGUCCUGUAUGUGGUUUUGAUACUGAUUCCAAUUGGCUUAGUCACGGCAGAAAGUGGUGUUACAUGUGUCAUCGAAGGUGGCUUCCAUCUGACCAUCGUUGGCGUUCAGACACAAGAUCCUUUGUUGGACACCAUAAAUUCAGAGCUGCUCCUGUUUCUUCUUCUGGAGAGGAGAUUCUACAACAACUAGACAACACAGAAUUUCUUGUCGACAAUGAUGUUCAUGGUCCAUGGAAGAAGAAAAUGGGGACUAUAUUGGGACAAGAAGGAAAGUCAAAAGAUAACUAUAAAACAAGACUUGACUUACAACAAAUGGGUAUAAGAAAGGAACUGCAUCCAAAGAAGCGGCCUAGAAGUAAUAUCACUUUCAUGCCAAAAGCUUGCUAUCAAAUGACUCGGGGUGAAAAGACUCAAUUUUUAAAAAUCCUCAAGUCAAUCAAACCUCCCGAUGAAUUUUCAUCUAAUAUCUCUCGAUGUGUACAGUUAAAUGAGCGCAAAUUAAUUGGGAUGAAAAGUUAUGAUUGUCACUUGUUGUUGAUGCAAGAAUUUUUGCCGAUUGCAUUACGUGGAACUUUACCAGACCAUGUAAGCUCGGUUAUAAUUGAACUAUGCAAUUUUUUUAAGAUCAUUUGCUACAAGGAUUUAUCUGAAGUUGAUCUGCAUUUUAUUGAGUCUAAAGUUGCUCUCACUUUAUGCAAAUUAGAAAAGAUAUUUCCUCCGUCAUUCUUUACUGUAAUGGUGCACUUGGUGAUCCAUUUAACGAGAAAGGUUAGGCUUGGAGAUAUUAUGGGUAUGCGCAAGGGGCUACAUAUCAUUUCUACGGACCUCAGUGAAACUGUUGAAGACCAUGGUGAAGACAAUGUUGAAGACAAUGGUGACGACCAUGGUGACGACAAUGUUGAAGACCAUGGUGAUGGCGAUGACACUAUUGAAAACCAUGGUGAAGACAAGGUUGAAGACCAUGGCUGCCAAUCAAAUUCUCAUGAUGGUAAUGAGUAUUUACGAUUAAGACAACUGACAAUUGAGAAGAACAAUAAAAAACUAAGAGAACUAGGAAUUAAAAACAUUAUAAAGUCUUCAGCUAGUUUGGAAGAAAGUCAAAAAACAAAGAAAAAAACCAUGAAGAAGCAACACCGUCCACAAUAUAUUCCACCAAUGUCUUCGAAUAGAGUUGCUAAUCUAAGGAAGCUACGUCGAGUCGUUGCUCCAAAUGUCUCUCAAAAGCUUUCCUCAACUUCAAAUACAACAAAACCGAAUAAACAACCAACAGUUACCAUGAGUGAAAUAAUCAAAGGUGAUAAAGGAGGAGCAAAGAAAAAGUUGGUUCUUGUUGAUGAGGAUGAUGAGAUAUUUCAAGGUAUCAUUUUGUUGUUCAUAAAGUUAUUUUAA